Molecule: messenger RNA, 2889 nt
Organism: Exophiala xenobiotica
Lineage: Eukaryota; Fungi; Ascomycota; Eurotiomycetes; Chaetothyriales; Herpotrichiellaceae
Exons: 2
Coding region: 329-2200 (623 amino acids)
Biological process (GO): positive regulation of transcription from RNA polymerase II promoter by galactose; DNA-templated transcription
Cellular component (GO): nucleus
Molecular function (GO): DNA-binding transcription factor activity, RNA polymerase II-specific; RNA polymerase II cis-regulatory region sequence-specific DNA binding; zinc ion binding
Source: RefSeq, a predicted model, not a curated record
CCUCACCAACAGCAUUACUACCGACCUAUGUACGAGUUGAGACAACACCCAUCAUGUCGACACAGUCGGCGACCAGCUCCAAGCACAAAGCUUGCGAUGUAUGCAGGAGACGGAAAAUCCGCUGCUCAGGAGACCAUCCUUGUUAUCAGUGCCAGCAAGGCGGCUCAGUUUGCGCUUACACAUCAUCGCACGGGAGGCUGAUUGAGCUGGAAAGGUGGGUCAUUGCACAUGUCCAAAAAGUCAAGCCGAAGCUCGUUGUGGUGCGCCAUCUCCUCUGAUCAGAUAUCCAUCUAGGAAAUUCAAAUGGUAUCAAAAGCGCGUUGGUUCCAUGGAAGCUGCAUGGAAACGCUUCUGUCCAAACAUCGACCUAACGCUGGCGCUCCAUUCAGUCGAGACACAAACCCACGGUACGGCCCAGAUCGAUCCAAAUGACCCAACGACCCGGCCAAAGAAUCAAGCUCCGAUGGAGGGCCCUCGUGACAAUUCGGCAAGUCUGACUUCCGGAAUCGAUGGCUCCAACUCGGGCCUUGAAGUCCCAGUGGAACUCGACGUGCAAAGGGCUGAGUCACUGGAGUGGGACGAAUCAUCCGGCCUUGCUGUCACUGCCGAUGGUAUAGGUUCACUCUCGCUCAACCACAGGGGAACCGGAUACAUGGGCCCUCAGUCCGGAAACGCCCUCUUGAGGACACUGCAAGCCAGCUCCAUUCUCCUGAGGACGACGAACACGCAACCGUCGCAACCGUCACCAGAGCCAGACAUCUCCGAACACAUCAUCCAAUCGCCGGCGUUCUGCAACCAAUGCCUAGAUUACUACUUCAAGUAUUACAACACCGCAUACCCCAUCUUGCACGAGGCAUAUUUUCGAGCCCAGUAUUCAGGAGUCUUGCCGAAACCCAAGGAUGGCUCGUGGCGCAUACUCUUGAAUACUGCCUUGGCACUUGGAGCAUAUUCGAGCGAGAUUAGCAUUCAAAAUGCCGACAUCUACUUUUGUCAAGAAGCUCUUCGGCACUUGUCCGCGGACAUCCUGCAACGGGGAAGUCUGCCACUUGUGCAAGCCUUGACUCUGCUUGCGAACUAUUUGCAGAAACGCAACAAACCGAACAGCGGGUUCAUUCUGCUAGGUGUAGCGAUGAACAUGGCUCAGGCAAUCGGGCUUCAUCGCGAAUUUUCGGACUCCUCCAUCGGUCCAUUCACAAUGGAAAUUCGUCGGCGGGUCUGGUGGACGCUGUUCGUUUUCGAUUCUGGUUCAAGGCUGACCUUUGGCCGACCAACACUCGACCUGGCGGGUAUCAAUAUCCGUCUACCGCGGAAUCUCAAUGAUCAAGACUUGUCAGUAGAUCUCGACGAGCUGCCAGCUGCCAAAGACGUUCCAACCGUAACAUCUAGCCUCAUCUGGCAAACAAAACUAGCGCAACUCAGCAACAUUACGAAUGAGAAACUACUUCAGUCUCGGCUGCCAGAGUUGUCGACCAUAAAUGACCUGGAGGAAAGGAUCCUGCUGUGGCAAAAGAACCUCCCUCCUUACAUGCGGGCCGAAUUCUCCGCGUCAGGGUUUGAGAUGUUCACCGCUCCACGGAUGAUACUGCUAUGGCGGUCGAUGCACCUUCGCAUUGUUAUGUAUCGUCCAUUCCUAUUGGAGGUAAUCAAACGGAGAGACCCAAUCGACAUGAGCAAUUUAUGUGCGGGUUACAGUAGGUGUCUUGGUGCAGCCCGCGAAUGUGUUAUGUCCAUUGUCAACUUCUGGAACAGUACCACAGCUCGCCAUGGUUCUCUCGUAUGGUACGCUUUCUACUGGUUAGUCACGGCGACUUUCGUACCAGUCACCUGUCUAUUGUACGACCCUCAACACUGGGAGGCGCCAGACUGGCGACGACUCAUUGAGAUGGCUCAAGGAGUGAUCGAUAGCUUCGGAGCUCUCGAGCCAACUGCUUUGCGCGCAGCACACAUCAUCAAUGACAUAGUUGGUGAGCUUUCGAAUACAACCCUCUCUUGGUGUCAACAGGGUUCUAAAAACCGGCAAUGCUGGUUGAUUUUCAGCCUGCUGACUUUCGGGUUUCUAGGUCUUGUCCCUACCACCCCUGAUUCGUCGACUUUCGCAAUGAACGAACCCAUCAGAAUGGAGUUUGCAGAAUUGUGGAAUCAGUCGUGGCCCGACAUUGUUAUACCUGAAGCUCCUUCGACAUUUGAUGGGCUGAUCUAACAUCAACUGCUACAUCACCGGUUUCGUAACAUCACGAGCGGUUCAGAUUUUUCUGCAAAGCGCCGAUGUACUGAGCCCAGGUCAUCGCCUUGAGUUGGCCCAGGUGAAGCAGUCAAGAUUUGUGCCAUAAGACAUCUUGGCAGCCGUCGUCACAGACUGGAGUGGUUGCUAUAAGGGCAUUCAGGUCAACGGCCUCCCAGAGAGCAUAUCCAUGUCUUCAGACUGGGUUAUCGUCAGAAUUGACAACGUGAGUCGAGCCUCCAGGGGAAAUCUAGUCGAAGGUGGCCAUCUGGGAGUCUUCACCGCGUCCAGACUUAUGUGAUGCCGCCAACUUUGCACGAACGGAAUGGAGUUAGCAUAAUUACGUCGCGAAAAGAGCUUAGGUGAUGAGGACAAAAGGGGUGCUGCUGAUACUCACAUACAUCACAUCCUGUGCGCUCGCCUGCAUUUUAGUGCACUCGAGGGUAAGCUUCGCCUCUUUCCUCGGCCCGAGGAUGACUGGUUUCGCAAAGUCCUUUGGAGCUGCCUUCGGAUCAACCUGGCGAGCGUUGACUGUUGAGAGGAAACGUUUUCAGACUGUGGAGACAGGCUGUCCUCGUGCAGGUCCAGUACACAAUGGCCACGAUGCGCGCUCAACGGGCAGUAGAUAGCACAACUCGUCGAAAUUGGAUGUAGUCCCUCGUGACAUU